AUGCUAAUUUUAGGAUUCUGGUUAAAGACCGAUUUUUACUAUGAGCAACCAAAAGUGAACUUGGAGGGAGAUUACUUGAUCACUGCGGUCACUAAUAAUUUAAGUAAUCCAAUUAUUUGCAGUACAUAUUCCUAUUACAAGAGCUAUUUAUCAGAUUUGGACUUUUGUUCGUCCGUUAAGCUUCGAGAAAUAGAUAAAAAUUUUGAUACAAAAAAUGAUGAACUACAUUUUCAAGUUAAUAUAAAUCUUCAUUCCUACAAAAUCAACUCCAUCAACAUUGUGCUUCCUAUUAAAUAUGAACUAAGUGACCUGUGCCAAUUAAAAAUGCAAUCAUUAAUAUAUUAUCAGCAUAAUUUCCAACACGAGAAAGCCACUAAAUUGCAUAUUUUUGCUAAUUUAAAUUUUAUCCAAUCGAGCGCUAUUCCAUGCAGACGAAAACAUUCAGAAGAUUUUAAUAAUCCACUUAUUAAGAAUGGAGAUGAGAGUAAAAAUUUUCUAAUUGAAAAUAUAAUCGCUGCCUACUUAGAAAGAAAUGUGACAACACAUUUAUCGAACAUCAAUACGUUUGUUGGAACCGAAAGCUCCGCUUCGUUUGUCCUAGAAUUAAGGGUGAAAUAUCCAGAAAAUCAAAUUUAUUAUCAACCCAACUUUUGGCACAUCUUAAAAUUCGCAUGGAUGCAGUAUCUUGCAAUUUACAUAAUAACCGCUUGGCUUUCAAGAAAAGUAAAUAAAUAUAUAUUUCGACACAGGUUGGUGUGGUAUUUUACGGAAAAUCCUUUUAAAACAAAAUAA
Diabrotica balteata is the source of this 792-nucleotide messenger RNA. Lineage: Eukaryota; Metazoa; Arthropoda; Insecta; Coleoptera; Chrysomelidae. The record is from the annotation of a GenBank genome assembly.